GCAGACUUGGGAGGACUAUAAACGGUAGGGGUGAUACCCAUUUGAGUCCACGAACGGCCCUCUCGGCGCCGCAGACACUGGCUGUCCCCCGAGACGCUCCAGCAGCCACUUAACUUCACCCACCCGCAGCGCCCGGAGACGCUCGAAGCCCGACCUCCCACGCCCGCCCCGGAGCCCCGCCCCUCCCGACCCCUCCCCGCCCCUCCCGACCCCUCCCCGCCCCUCCCGACCCCUCCCCGCCCCUCCCGACCCCUCCCCGCCCCUCCCGACCCCUCCCCGCCCCUCCCGACCCCUCCCCGCCCCUCCCGACCCCUCCCCGCCCCUCCCGACCCCUCCCCGCCCCUCCCGACCCCUCCCCGCCCCUUCCUGCCCUGACGCGCAGCAGGCCCCGCCCACCCAGGCGGUAGGAACCCAUUCCGGCCCCCUCGACCUGCUGCCAUGUCCCGGCCGCAGCUUCGACGCUGGCGCCUCCUCUCUAGCCCGCCGCGCGGCGUCCCAGGUCUAGCGCUGCUGGCGCUGCUGGCGCUGCUGGCGCUGCGGCUCGCGGCCGGGACCGACUGCCCAUGCCCGGAGCCUGAGCUCUGCCGCCCGAUUCGCCACCAUCGAGAUUUCGAGGUCUUUGUGUUUGAUGUUGGACAGAAAACUUGGAAAUCUUAUGAUUGGUCACAGAUUACAACUGUGGCAACAUUUGGAAAAUAUGACUCAGAACUGAUGUGCUACGCUCAUUCAAAAGGAGCCAGAGUAGUACUUAAAGGAGAUGUAUCCUUAAAGGAUAUCAUUGAUCCUGCUUUCAGAGCAUCCUGGAUAGCUCAAAAACUUAAUUUGGCCAAAACACAAUAUAUGGAUGGAAUUAAUAUAGAUAUAGAGCAAGAAGUUAAUUGUUUAUCACCUGAAUAUGAUGCAUUAACUGCUUUAGUCAAAGAAACUACAGACUCUUUCCAUCGUGAAAUUGAGGGAUCACAGGUAACCUUUGAUGUAGCUUGGUCUCCAAAGAACAUAGACAGAAGAUGCUAUAAUUAUACUGGAAUCGCAGAUGCUUGUGACUUCCUCUUUGUGAUGUCUUAUGAUGAACAAAGUCAGAUCUGGUCAGAAUGUAUUGCAGCAGCAAAUGCUCCCUAUAAUCAGACAUUAACUGGAUAUAAUGACUACAUCAAGAUGAGCAUUAAUCCUAAGAAACUUGUAAUGGGUGUUCCUUGGUAUGGUUAUGAUUAUACCUGCCUGAAUCUGUCUGAGGAUCAUGUUUGUACCAUUGCAAAAGUCCCUUUCCGGGGGGCUCCUUGUAGUGACGCUGCAGGACGUCAGGUGCCCUACAAAAUGAUCAUGAAGCAAAUAAAUAGUUCUAUUUCUGGAAACCUAUGGGAUAAAGAUCAGCAGGCUCCUUAUUAUAACUAUAAAGAUCCUGCUGGCCACUUUCAUCAAGUAUGGUAUGAUAACCCUCAGAGUAUUUCUUUAAAGUCAACAUAUAUACAAAACUAUGGCUUACGGGGCAUUGGCAUGUGGAAUGCAAACUGUCUUGACUACUCUGGAGAUGCUGUAGCCAAACAGCAAACUGAAGAAAUGUGGGAAGUCUUAAAGCCAAAGCUGUUACAGAGAUGAACACCUUUUGUGAAACCAUUAAGAGUUAGAAAAGUGAUCUGUAUAAACAGAUCUAGUUUCUUGCAUUUUUAUUAUGUUGCUAUAUACUUUUGUUAUUGGUAUACUAAAAAAUUAAAGAAUAAAUAAAUGUUUUGAUUGUUUGAAUUUGAAAAAUACACACGAAUGUCCUCAGUAUCCAGGAACAUAAAGGCAAGAAGCAAGUCAACUUACCUAUUAAAUAUUCCUCUAUUAGAUGAUUCAACACUAGAAUUUAAUUGGGAAAAAUUGCUUUCAGAAUUUUAUUAUGCCAUAUUUCCCUUCAUUAUUGUAAAAUAUAUGCUCACGAAUCAAUGCUAAUUUUUAAAAUAUAUAUAAUCUGAAGUGGAAAUUGUUUGCUUAGAGUUUUUAAAAACCUAGUCUUUGAAAAGCAGUUUGUGCUAUACUUUUCCCCCAACCCUCCAAUAAAUCUUAAAUUUAAAACCUA
Molecule: messenger RNA, 2059 nt
Organism: Pongo pygmaeus (Bornean orangutan)
Lineage: Eukaryota; Metazoa; Chordata; Mammalia; Primates; Hominidae
Gene: CTBS
Product: chitobiase
Exons: 7
Coding region: 439-1596 (385 amino acids)
Biological process (GO): oligosaccharide catabolic process; chitin catabolic process
Molecular function (GO): chitinase activity; chitin binding
Source: RefSeq, a predicted model, not a curated record